This is a messenger RNA of Toxotes jaculatrix (banded archerfish), 1308 nucleotides long. RefSeq names its product X-linked retinitis pigmentosa GTPase regulator-like. The record is from RefSeq and is a predicted model, not a curated record. NCBI's taxonomy places the organism in Eukaryota, Metazoa, Chordata, Actinopteri, Toxotidae. The coding region runs from base 1 to 1308 and encodes 435 amino acids. The transcript is spliced from 10 exons.
AUGACGGGACAGACCGAUGUGGACAUACCCGAAACAGGAGCCAUCUUCACAUUUGGAAAAAGCAGCUUUGCAGACAAUGAGCCCAGUAUAUUCUGGCUGAAGAAUGACCAUCCAUUGCAUAUAUCCUGUGGUGGAGAGCACACUGCUGUCAUCACAGAAAAUGGGAGGCUGCUCAUGUUUGGUGGUAAUACUUGGGGCCAACUGGGUCUGGGAUUUAAGCCCGCUGCCAACAAACCUGCCUCUGUGAAAGCCUUAAAGUCCGAGAAGGUGAAGCUUGUAGCUUGUGGGAGAGAUCACACAAUUGUCUGCACAUGGCGGGGUAGUGUGUAUGGUGCUGGCAGUAACCAAGACGGGCAGCUUGGUUUGGGCCACUGCAAAAACACUACAUCCUUUCACCUGCUGCAUCCCUUCUGUGACCAAGCACCAAUCAGGAUGCUUUCUGCAGGGUGCAACACCUCAGCUGCCUUAACAGAGGAUGGAAGGCUGUUCAUGUGGGGAGACAACUCCGUGGGUCAGAUUGGUUUAGGAGACGAGGGAUUUUCAUCAGAACCCAGAGAGGUGAAUGUUGGAGAAGCGGUGAUGUGGGUCUCCUGUGGGUACCACCACUCAGCAUUUGUCACAGUGGCUGGAGAUCUUUACACAUUUGGUGAGAGUGCAAACGGACGGCUUGGUCUCCAUGUGGAGCAGCUUGCCAAUCACAGAGUCCCUCAGCGGGUGCAAGGGAUUCUGGGCCAUGUCACCCAAGUGUCCUGUGGAGGGGAACACACUGUGGCACUUACAGAGGAGAACGUGUACACGUUUGGCAGGGGUCAGUACGGUCAGUUGGGCCAUGGAACGUUUCUGUUUGAAGUUGAUUUGCCAAAACCACUGGAGCACUUUUCUAACAGCAGCGUCAGACACAUCGCUUGUGGAGGAAACCACACUGCUGUGAUCACAGACAGUGGGCUGCUCUACACAUUUGGUAAUGGUCGUCAUGGAAAACUGGGGUUAGGGGAAGAGAACUUCAUCAACCAGUUCAGCCCUACACUUUCCACACGUUUUCUCAAGUACAAUGUUGAGUUGGUGUCCUGCGGUGGUAACCACAUGCUGGUACUGGCUACACCCAGACCACCAGAGAACCAAGAAGUGGUGCCAGAGAAGGAUGUCACAGUCAGUGACAACUUUUUGGAGUCAAGUUACGCAGAAAUUCUCCUGCUAGACACUUCGACUCAUCCAACUCCACUAGUUCCACUCUCAGCCCUCGCUGCUCGAGCACGCCACAGAGAAAAAGUGAGAACCUACACCUUGAUGUGUAUCUUCCAAACAUAA